CAUACAAACUCCUAAUCAAAGUCGAUGACAAACCUCUAUAAAUAGACCCUUGAGGCUUCUGGCUUCAACCAUCAAUCCAUUACUAGAUUGUGUAGUGCUUUUCUUGAGAUUUCUUGCAGGCUCACUGAAAAUGGACUCUGUUGCAAGUGAAUCAAAGUACGGAUGUUUGCUGUUUGAUAUGGAUGAUACCUUGUAUCCAUUAAGCGUGGGGCUCAACUUAGAAUGCAGAAAAAACAUACAAGAUUACAUGCUGCAUCAUCUACACAUUGAAGAAAACCAGGUUCCAAAGAUGUGUCUGGACUUGUACAAAGAAUACGGAACAACGAUGGCUGGCCUUAAGGUGUUGGGUUAUGAAUUUGAUAAUGAUGAAUUCCAUGCUUAUGUUCAUGGAAAAUUGCCAUAUGAAAAUCUGAAACCUGAUUUAGUAUUGAGGAAUCUACUGCUUUCAAUGCCGCAGCGAAAAAUAAUAUUUACAAAUGCUGACAGGGAACAUGCUGCAAAAGUUCUUAAUAAGCUGGGAUUAGAAGACUGUUUUGAAGGUGUCAUCUGCUUUGAGACACUUAAUCCAUCAGUUGUGCCUGGAAAUACUGAUGAACAAAUUGAUUCAACUGAUUCAAAUGCUCAAGAAUAUUCCAAUGGCAAAUCACCCAUUAUUUGUAAACCCUCUCUGGAAGCCAUGCAAGCUGCCAUUAAGAUUGCAAACAUUGAUCCAAAGAAAACGAUCUUCUUCGAUGACAGUGCUCGGAACAUAGCUUCAGGAAAGGAAGCAGGCCUCAAUACAGUAUAUGUUGGGAGCUCAACACUUGUGCCAGGGGCAGAUAUUGCACUGAGUAGCAUUCACAACAUCAAGGAAGCAUUGCCGGAGAUUUGGGAAGGUCAAGAUCAAUCAGAUGCUCUGCUUACAUCCACUAGAAUGGAAACAGUAGUCCAUGCUUGAACUCCAACCAAUGAUCUUCAUAAAAAAUGAAGAUGAAAAACUAAAUGAUAAAUUAAUGAAACUAUAGCCAAUGUAUUAUAACCAAUUAAUAAGCUUUUGUUACCCAAUUACAUGUAUCCUCAAUGAUCAAAUGCUUGUUUGGCAGUGAUUUCGAUCAAAAUCUAAAGUUUCAGGUAUAUGUGUUGUGAUA
Molecule: messenger RNA, 1127 nt
Organism: Dioscorea cayenensis subsp. rotundata (Guinea yam)
Lineage: Eukaryota; Viridiplantae; Streptophyta; Magnoliopsida; Dioscoreales; Dioscoreaceae
Exons: 8
Coding region: 131-937 (268 amino acids)
Source: RefSeq, a predicted model, not a curated record